AUGGAGACCGAUCCCGAGUUCGCCUCAAAGGGUGCGUCUUUCUGCACGCUUAUUGCGCGCGCUGCCUCUCCAUCGACUUCGCUGAAUCCAUUCGAUACAGAGAGGUCGCGCAAACGACAAGCCUAUGAAAAUCGGAAAAGACGUAUCGAGCAGGGAGAGGAACCUCCUACCAUAUCGCCCGCACAAAGGUCCGCUGAAUGGCGGAGGAAGAAAAAAGCGGAAGAUCCCGAUUGGGCCAACAAAGAUAAAGAACGCAGAAGCAACGCCCAUCUGGAAAAGAUAAAACAACUGAGUGAGGCCUAUGCGACUGAGCAGACUGAGAGUCAGGACGAGGACGCGGAGGGAGAAAGCUAG
This is a messenger RNA of Cryptococcus amylolentus CBS 6039, 354 nucleotides long. RefSeq lists its product as hypothetical. The record is from RefSeq and is a predicted model, not a curated record. The transcript is spliced from 2 exons. Bases 1 to 354 code for a protein of 117 amino acids. Lineage: Eukaryota; Fungi; Basidiomycota; Tremellomycetes; Tremellales; Cryptococcaceae.